This is a messenger RNA of Notolabrus celidotus (New Zealand spotty), 2038 nucleotides long. It is a transcript of the gene casp8, whose product is annotated as caspase 8, apoptosis-related cysteine peptidase. Bases 230 to 1690 code for a protein of 486 amino acids. Gene Ontology annotation, biological process: negative regulation of extrinsic apoptotic signaling pathway via death domain receptors; proteolysis. The transcript has 12 exons. Gene Ontology annotation, molecular function: cysteine-type endopeptidase activity; protein binding. Lineage: Eukaryota; Metazoa; Chordata; Actinopteri; Labriformes; Labridae. The record is from RefSeq and is a predicted model, not a curated record.
CUCUGAAAGUGAAAGAGAACAGAGGAGUUUGAGUAAGAAGCAGAAGAGGGAAACUUGGGUACGCCUGAAGACAACUGCUCCAUACACAUCUAAAAGUCUUACUUGGUCGGUGUGAAACAGAAGUCACCUUUACUGGAACACAGGAGGCGCGUGUAUUAGUUUCCUGGACGGAGGUUGGCUCUGAGCUCAGUGAGCUGAUCUUCAGGCCCGUGCAGGUGGAAGGGGGUCUAUGAUGGACAGGCUGAAGCUGUCCCGCAUAGAUGAGGAGCUGGACUCCUCUGAGGUGGCCUCCCUCUGCUUCUUGUGUAGUGAUGUCGUCACCAGGAAACGCCUGGAGGGGGUCCAGGAUGCUAAACAGCUCUUCUUAAGGCUGGAGGAAAGAGGUCUGCUGGACAAUGGCAUCUUUCUGUCUCAGCUGCUCCAUACAAUCGGUCGAGCAGACCUCCUCAGCCUCCUCGAGACGGACAGCAGGCGACCAGAAGAAAUGGACGCAAAUCCCCUUCUGUCAGCUUACAGGGUGAUGCUCUAUGAGACUGAUCAGAACAUGACUCAGAUGAACUUUGACAAGAUGGUGUUUCUUCUGGACGGCAAGCUGGACAAAAGACAACUUGAGAAAUGCAAGACAGCAAUGGAUGUGUUCGCUGAAAUGGAAAGGAGAAGUUUGCUGUCAAACCAAAAACUUGAUCUGUUGCUCACAACACUGCAGGAGUUUGACCAACAACUGGCAGCCACUGUGCAGCGCCACAUGCAAGGAUUAACCCAGCCUGUCGUCCCUCCUCAUAUCAGCAUGGAUUACCAGAGGGUCAACGACCCCCCUCAGGCCAUUGGCCCCCCCGGGUCCAUCACUGAUACUCAGUCCAGCUAUGAAGAAGAAAUCUUUACUGAUGCAGACCCAGUCAUAGAGCCUCCUUCUCUUCCUGAUGAGACGGACUAUUACCCCCUGAUUCAUAACCCUCGUGGUCAAUGUGUUGUCUUUAACAAUGAGAUUUUCUCUAAUGGGCUGGGGAAGAGAGCAGGGUCUGAGAAGGAUGAGGAGGCUCUGCGUGACGUGUUCGGCAAACUGGGCUUUACUGUCAAUGUUCAUCACAACCUGACUGCAGACGACAUGCUAAAGGAAGUGAAUGAGCUCAGCCAGAGGAGUUUUUUGACGGAGGAUGUCCUGGUGGUGUGCGUGCUUUCUCACGGAGAAUUGGGAAGUGUCUACGGGACUGAUGAGAAAGAGGUGCCUAUCAAAAAGCUGACUGUUCCCUUCACGAGCGGGCAAGUUCCCAGCUUAGCAGGAAAGCCCAAACUGUUCUUCAUCCAGGCAUGUCAGGGAAGCGGUUACCAGAGAGGAUCUGUGCCUGUUCCCCCGAGGCCGAGCCAGCAGAGCGGGGUCAGACAGAGCCGCCUGGAAGAAGAUGCCGGUCGCAUUCAGGAUGAUACGGUGCCCUGGGAUGCUGACUUCUUGCUGGGCAUGGCCACGGUGCCAGCGUGCAAGUCAUUUCGAAACACUUCCACGGGCUCCAUCUACAUCCAGGAGCUGUGCAGGCAGCUCCAUAAGUCAGCAAGGAGCCAGGAGAUGGAUGAUGUCCUGUCCAUGCUGACUCGUGUGAACAGGAUGGUCAGCAAAGGAGUGUUUCUAAAUCACAAGCAAAUGCCUGAGCCCAAGUACACCCUCACUAAGAAGCUCGUCCUCAAAUACGUUUGAUGUCAGAUGUGCCAAAUCUCAAGUUUCACAGACCAGACUUGUUUAAUGUGCAUAUGAACAUGUUCGUGUGUAUGUGUCUCUGUGUGAUUCAGCUGGAUGUAUGGAUUUGAAUGAAGAUGAUGUAUUAUCCAGAAAACAAAAAAGUAUCAUGAUAACAAACGUUACAGCAGCCAUAUGCAUGAAAUAUUAUUUUUAAAUGAUAAUUUACAUGUGAUUCAGGAGAAAAGACACUUUUUAAAAGAUUACUUUUGUCACAAUGUUAGGGAUCACAGUGAAGCAGAGGCAAUUGAUGCAGCAAGUGACUCAAAGCUGCAUAUUUUUGUAUAGUCAAUAAAACAAUAAAAUCAA